CUUGCUUUCCUCUCCGUUUGAAUAGUAGCCGUUGCAGUUCGGCGACAACUCUUCCAUAACGACCCCCCAUAACUAGCCGUUACCCCUCCACCCUCUGGUUCCUCCUCCUCUUCCUCUAUAUAUGUGAAAUGCCCAUUCGCUUCUUUGCCUUCCCGCAUCACCGCUACAGCGUCAAAUCGUUCGCUUGGUUGGUUUCGGCAACGAAGAAAAGCGAGAGAGAAAAGAGGAGCGAGAUAAGAAGAUGAGGGAGAUUCUUCACGUCCAGGGGGGCCAAUGCGGCAACCAGAUUGGGGCCAAGUUCUGGGAGGUGGUGUGCGCGGAGCACGGGAUCGACGCCACUGGCCGCUACUGCGGCGACUCGGAACUGCAGCUGGAGAGGGUGAACGUGUACUACAACGAGGCCAGCUGCGGCCGCUUCGUCCCUCGCGCCGUGCUCAUGGACCUCGAGCCCGGCACCAUGGACAGCGUCCGGUCCGGCCACUACGGUCAGAUCUUCCGCCCCGACAACUUCGUUUUCGGCCAGUCCGGCGCCGGCAACAACUGGGCCAAGGGCCACUAUACCGAGGGCGCCGAGCUCAUUGACUCCGUCCUUGACGUCGUCCGCAAGGAGGCCGAGAACUGUGAUUGUCUCCAAGGGUUCCAGGUUUGUCAUUCGUUGGGUGGAGGGACGGGGUCGGGUAUGGGGACGCUGCUGAUAUCCAAGAUCAGGGAGGAGUACCCUGACCGGAUGAUGCUCACCUUCUCCGUCUUCCCCUCGCCAAAGGUCUCCGACACGGUCGUGGAACCUUACAACGCCACGCUCUCCGUGCACCAGCUCGUCGAGAACGCCGAUGAAUGCAUGGUUCUUGACAACGAAGCUCUCUACGACAUCUGCUUCAGAACCCUCAAGCUCACCACUCCCAGCUUUGGUGACUUGAACCACUUGAUCUCUGCAACCAUGUCGGGGGUGACGUGCUGCCUGAGGUUCCCAGGGCAACUCAAUUCAGACCUCCGGAAGCUGGCCGUCAACCUCAUCCCCUUCCCCCGCCUCCACUUUUUCAUGGUGGGCUUCGCCCCCCUGACCUCGCGCGGCUCGCAACAGUACCGCGCCCUGACGGUGCCGGAGCUGACCCAGCAGAUGUGGGACGCCAAGAACAUGAUGUGCGCCGCCGACCCUCGCCACGGGCGGUACCUCACGGCCUCGGCCAUGUUCCGCGGCAAGAUGAGCACCAAGGAGGUGGACGAGCAGAUGAUCAACGUGCAGAACAAGAACUCGUCCUACUUCGUGGAGUGGAUCCCCAACAACGUGAAGUCGACGGUGUGCGACAUCCCGCCGACGGGCCUCAAAAUGGCGUCGACGUUCAUCGGGAACUCUACGUCGAUCCAGGAGAUGUUCCGGCGGGUGAGCGAGCAGUUCACGGCCAUGUUCAGGCGGAAGGCCUUCUUGCACUGGUACACAGGGGAAGGGAUGGACGAGAUGGAGUUCACGGAGGCGGAGAGCAAUAUGAACGACCUGGUGGCGGAGUAUCAGCAGUAUCAGGACGCGACGGCGGAUGUGGAGGAGGAUUACGAGGAAGAGGAAGAGGAAGAGGAGGAGGAAGCCUGAUGCUGAUGCUGCCAUGGGGUGUUAACCCACUGCAACUUCCGGUUGCCAGUCAUGUUGAAUUGGUUCCUCAGUCGUACUUGAUGGGUAUAAUUAGAAGCAAGCAAAAUUCUAGGAGUAGUUAGUUUCUUCUUUUCAGGUUUAGGAAGCCAUAGUUAUAUAGGUGAUAGGGAAGACCUUCCUAUAAGCUGGUUUUGACUCCUAAUUAUUAUCUAAAAUUUAUAUUGGCAUUGCCAUA
This is a messenger RNA of Musa acuminata AAA Group (dessert banana), 1820 nucleotides long. Its product is annotated as tubulin beta-2 chain-like. Lineage: Eukaryota; Viridiplantae; Streptophyta; Magnoliopsida; Zingiberales; Musaceae. Gene Ontology annotation, biological process: microtubule cytoskeleton organization; mitotic cell cycle. Gene Ontology annotation, cellular component: cytoplasm; microtubule. The transcript has 3 exons. Bases 242 to 1585 code for a protein of 447 amino acids. The record is from RefSeq and is a predicted model, not a curated record. Gene Ontology annotation, molecular function: GTP binding; structural constituent of cytoskeleton; GTPase activity.